AUGGCAAGAAAGGGGUCGACACCAGCAUCGUCAACACCAGCUACACUGCAGAAAGCUGGCUCAUCGUCCGGCCAAAAAAGUAUUGCAGCGUUCUUCUCUAAAACUCCUACUUCCGCCAGUGCUGUCAAGCUACCCGAGAGGUCGAGCCCUCGUAAGAAAUCGAGCAGGCCAAACUUUAGUGCACCUACAUCAAGACCCAAGUUGACCCCAGUCCCGAGCAGCGAUGUGGUAGGACCAGAAGACGACGAAGACAUAAAGGCUAGUCCUCGCUUUGGUUAUGGCCUCAUUUCGCCGGCCUCUGCUGACAGAGAUCAGACAAAGCCUGUAGAGGUUGUCAAUGGAACAGGAACACCUUCGAGAAGAGUUAAGAGCAAGAAGAUCAAUUAUGUCGAAUCCGAUAGUGAAGGAACAGACAACGAUGAGAUCUUUAAGUCGAGGACUGCUCGGAGACAACCACCAGCAAAACGACGUAAGAUGUCCGAAAGUGCAGACGAGGACAUCUACGACCAGGAGAACGAUAUCGACGAAGACCUCGACGACUUUAUAGCGGCCGACGACUCGGAGGAGGAUGUCAGACCAACCAAGAGAAAGAGACAGAACAAACCCACUAUUCGUAAGCCUUCCAUAGACGAAGAAGGAGAGAAUGAGCCAGGUACUGAAAUCGCUGUGGCUCUGGACGACCUACCCGAAUCCUCAACAGCUACUCAAUGGACAUUCGAUCCUCAGAACCCGCAGCCGUUGCAGCAAAGAUCGACCAAUCUACCGUCUAAGAAGCCUGGUACUGCUGGGAAGAAGCUGAAACCCCACAUGACUGAGCCUGAAAAGAGGUACACCUGGCUCGAAGAAAUUAGAGAUAUUGACGGUAACCCAAAAGGCCACCCUGAUUACGAUCCUCGCACAAUCUUCAUACCACCACUUGCAUGGUCGAAGUUUUCACCAUUCGAGAAGCAGUACUGGGAGAUCAAGCAGAAAUUCUGGGACACUAUAGUGUUCUUCAAGAAGGGCAAGUUCUAUGAGCUAUAUGAGAACGAUGCCACCAUUGGUCAUCAGCUGUUCGAUCUGAAGUUGACAGAUCGAGUCAAUAUGCGUAUGGUUGGCGUACCUGAGUCGAGCUUGGACAUGUGGGCGACCCAGUUCGUUGCUAAGGGCUUCAAAAUCGCUAGAGUAGAUCAGCGAGAGACGGCAUUAGGUAAGGAAAUGCGAGAUCGUGAAGAAAAGCCAGGCAAGGGCAAAGGCGCGAAAGAGGAGAAGGUCAUCCGCCGUGAGCUUGCUUGCGUUCUUACAGCAGGAACGCUUGUGGAAGGAGCGAUGCUGCAAAACGACAUGUCAACCUGGUGUGUAGCCAUUAAAGAGUCGGUAAGAGACGAAAAGCCGGCCUUUGGUAUUGCAUUCGUCGAUACCGCCACUGGACAAUUUCACGUGACAGAAUUCGUUGACGACAACGAUCUGACACGUUUCGAGACCUUUGUGGCUCAGACGAGACCACAGGAGCUGCUGCUCGAAAAGGGUGCACUCUCUAUCAAAACCUUGAGGAUACUCAAGAACAAUACAGGACCUACCACGAUAUGGAAUUACCUCAAGCCAAGCAGGGAAUUCUGGGAGGGCCACAUCACGGUGAAAGAGAUCGAGGCUAGUAAUUAUUUUGCACAAGAAUGGCCACAAGUCCUUGAAGAGUCCAAGGACAAGGAGCUCUUAAUGUCCGCUCUGGGCGCGCUUAUACACUACCUCCGAACUCUCAAGAUAGAGGAAAGCUUGGUCACCAUGGGCAAAUUUGAGGCCUACGACCCCAUCAAAAAAGCCACAAGCUUGGUGCUUGAUGGUCAGACUCUUAUCAACCUAGAAGUCUUUGCCAAUACGUUCGAUGGUGGUGCUGAUGGAACACUAUUUCAGCUACUUGAUAGGUGUGUCACCUCAUUCGGCAAGCGACUGCUUAAGCUCUGGGUUUGUCAUCCUCUCUUGGAUACCCAAAAGAUCAAUGCCCGUUUAGACGCUGUCGAUUCGCUCAAUGCCGAUCAUAAAACCCGUGAUAGGUUCACGGCCGAAAUGCAAAAGAUGCCUGAUUUGGAGAGAUUGAUCUCAAGGGUCCAUGCUGGAACUUGCAAAGCUCAGGACUUCGUUCGUGUUCUCGAGGGCUUCGAGCAGAUCGAGUAUACCUUCUCACUGCUUAAGGAGGGCCAGUCUAAAAGUGUUGAUGAUCAAGGAGUUAUUGGCCAGUUGAUCACGUCGAUGCCAGAGCUUCACAGCAGGUUGAAGUACUGGCAGAAAGCGUUUGACAGAGAGAAAGGCAGAGAAGCUGGCAUUCUUGUACCAGAGCGAGGCAUUGAAGAAGACUUUGACGAGUCACAGGAUUACAUCGAGUCUAUUCACAAGGAACUGAAUGAUCUCUUGCAAAUUUGGCGAAAAGAGCUAGGCUCGAGUGCUGUUUGCUACCGAGACAACGGAAAAGAGAUCAUGCAGAUGGAGGUGCCUAUCAAAGUCACGAAGAAAGUACCUAAAGACUGGAACCAAAUGUCAGCGACACAAGCUGUGAAGCGGUACUAUUUUGAUGAUCUAAAAGCUCUUGUGAGAAAGCUGCAAGAAGCUCAAGAGACACACUCGCAAAUUGUUAAAGAGGUCGCUGGUCGUUUCUACGCUCGCUUUGACGAACACUACGAGAUCUGGCUUGCAGCAGUCAAGCUUGUUGCUCAACUCGACUGUCUGAUCUCACUGGCCAAAGCGAGCUCAAGUCUAGGACAGCCAUCCUGCCGGCCGACCUUCGUCGACGACGAGAGAUCAGUGCUGGAGUUUGAGGAGUUGCGGCAUCCAUGUCUUCUCGAUAAGGUCGAUGAUUUCAUUCCCAACGACAUCAAGCUCGGUGGAGAUAUCGCCAAUAUCACGUUGUUGACAGGAGCCAAUGCGGCUGGCAAGUCGACGGUCCUCAGAAUGACUUGUGUGGCUGCAUUGAUGGCACAAGUAGGGUGCUAUGUACCGUGCAAGUCGGCUAGGCUCACCCCUAUCGACCGAAUCAUGUCACGGCUCGGCGCCCAAGAUCACAUCUUCGCAGCGCAGUCUACCUUCUUCGUCGAGCUUGCUGAGACCAAGAAGAUCUUGACCGAAGCCUCCCCACGAUCUCUCGUUAUUCUUGACGAGCUUGGCCGAGGUACUUCGAGUCACGACGGAGUUGCAGUCGCACAAGCCGUGCUCCAUCAUCUAGCCAGUCAUAUCGGCUGCCUGGGUUAUUUUGCAACGCACUAUCAUUCGCUGAGUGCAGAAUUUGACCGCCAUCCCGAAGUCGUGUCCAAACGCAUGCAGAUCAUGGUUGACGAUGCCGAGAGACGCGUAACAUUCAUGUACAAGGUUGAGGAUGGAGUCGCAGAAGGUAGCUUUGGCAUGCACUGCGCAGCCAUGUGCGGCAUAGCCAAAAGCGUCAUUGACCGAGCUGAAGAGGCUGCCCACGAGUGGGAGCACACAAGCAGGAUCAGCCAAAAGCUCAAGGUCAAGCAGGAAGAAGACAGCAAUAACCAGGAAUUACCACUAGGCUUGCUCAGUGAUGUCGCGUCCUUGCUGCGUGAGGAAAGCAGUAUGGAUCAUCGCGGAAUCGAUGCACUUCUGAAAAGUAUUGAAGGACUGUAA
Lithohypha guttulata is the source of this 3612-nucleotide messenger RNA. RefSeq names its product DNA mismatch repair protein msh6 (gene MSH6). Gene Ontology annotation, biological process: mismatch repair. The transcript is spliced from 3 exons. Gene Ontology annotation, cellular component: MutSalpha complex; nucleus. The record is from RefSeq and is a predicted model, not a curated record. NCBI's taxonomy places the organism in Eukaryota, Fungi, Ascomycota, Eurotiomycetes, Chaetothyriales, Trichomeriaceae. Gene Ontology annotation, molecular function: ATP-dependent DNA damage sensor activity; mismatched DNA binding; ATP binding. Bases 1 to 3612 code for a protein of 1203 amino acids.